UUUGUGUGCCACAGCACCAACUUUGUAAGUGUCCAGCAAGGCAACGCUUUGGACAAUGUGCACGAUAAGAAAACUGCAACUUUAAUUUAACAAUAUUUAAUACAUUUACAUGCGUAACGAUCUCCAACACAAGCGAGGAGAUGCGCGCUGUAGAACCUUUAUUUUAACUAAGGAGACAGUGAAUUACUUUAUAAGCUGUUGAUCCCGAGAAGGAAACGCAAAGGACUACAUUUUUCUACAGCUAUUUACAAAGACCUGAGACCAAGAAGUCAUGAGAAUACGGAGACCAUGCGCACGGUUUUGUGAACUUGUACAAUCAGUUUAGGCUCGAGACAGAAAAGCGAAAACCGUUUUAUAUGUAAAGAUCAUUUUUCUGGUAUAUACGAAACUCGAGUUUUUGAAAGGGAACAUUUUUUACAUUUAGGAUUUUAUUCAAUGUUUUUUAUUUGAACUAUGGUGGAAUCGGCUCAUUGGGCAGGUACGGCGCGUUGUGCGCUGGUGAUCUUGUGUGCGCUUUUCCCGUUGUGUUCAGGCCAGUACCACGGUGAGAAGGGCAUCUCUAUACCCGAACACGGCUUCUGCCAGCCCAUCUCCAUACCCCUCUGUACGGACAUCGCCUAUAACCAGACCAUCAUGCCGAAUCUCCUCGGUCACACGAACCAGGAGGACGCCGGGCUGGAGGUGCACCAGUUCUACCCGCUCGUCAAGGUCCAGUGUUCCAUGGACCUGAAGUUCUUCCUGUGUUCUAUGUACGCGCCGGUCUGUACGGUCCUCGAGCAGGCUAUCCCGCCGUGCAGGUCCCUGUGUGAGCGGGCGAGACAAGGCUGCGAGGCCCUGAUGAAUAAGUUCGGUUUCCAGUGGCCGGAGAGGCUCCGCUGUGAGAACUUCCCCGUCCACGGAGCAGGAGAGAUCUGUGUGGGUCAAAACACCUCGGACACCGGUAGCCCCACCUCGUACCCAACACCCUACCUUCCUGAGCUCAUGACUCUACCCCACAAUAUGGGUCGACCGAGCAAGCAACAGGAGUUCUCCUGCCCGCUACAACUGCAGGUGCCCAACUAUCUGAACUACUAUUUUAUGGGGGUUAAGGACUGCGGCGCGCCUUGCGAGCCCACCAAGCCCAACGGGUUGAUGUAUUUUCGGGAGGAGGAGGUGAAGUUUGGCCGGCUCUGGGUCGGGAUCUGGUCCAUUCUGUGCUGUGUGAGCACCCUGUUCACAGUGCUGACCUACCUAGUGGACAUGAGACGGUUCUGCUACCCGGAGAGACCUAUCAUCUUCCUCUCUGGCUGUUACUUCAUGGUGGCCACGGCCUACGCCGCCGGGUUCAUCUUAGAGGAUAAAGUGGUGUGUAUUGAUCAAUUCAAGGAUACUGGUUAUAAGACUGUAGCUCAGGGAACUAAGAAGGAGGGCUGUACAAUUCUCUUUAUGAUUGUGUAUUUCUUCGGCAUGGCCAGCUCUAUAUGGUGGGUGAUUCUGUCCUUCACUUGGUUCCUCUCUGCCGGUAUGAAGUGGGGGCAUGAAGCCAUUGAGGCCAACUCUCCGUAUUUCCACCUCGCUGCCUGGGCUGUACCCGCUGUUAAAACGAUUACCAUCCUGGCCAUGGGACAGGUGGAUGGAGAUCUACUCACAGGGGUGUGUUAUGUGGGCAUCAACAGUGUGGAUUCCUUGCGUGGUUUUGUUCUGGCACCUCUUUUUGUCUACUUGUUUAUAGGGACGUCGUUCCUUCUCGCGGGAUUUGUCUCUCUGUUCCGGAUCAGAACUAUCAUGAAACACGACGGAACCAAGACGGAGAAGCUGGAAAAGCUUAUGGUUCGGAUCGGAGUGUUCAGUGUCCUCUACACCGUUCCUGCCACGAUCAUCAUCGCCUGUUACUUCUACGAGCAGGCGUUCCGUGAACAGUGGGAGAAAACUUGGCAUACACAGAUCUGUAAAAGGUUCGCUGUGCCUUGUCCAACAAACAAUUUUGCGCUCAUGACCCCAGACUUUACUGUCUUCAUGAUCAAGUAUUUGAUGACUUUGAUUGUCGGCAUCACCUCCGGGUUUUGGAUAUGGUCAGGCAAAACACUGCAGUCAUGGCGCAGGUUCUAUAAGAGACUGAGUACCAGCAACGAGGGAGAAACGACAGUAUGAACAUCAAUGACAGACCGAGUGAUAAUAUAAUGGGUUAUGUCCCAAAUGGCACCCUACGCCCUAUUUAGUGCACUACUUUUGUCCAGGGCCCAUAUAGUAGUGCACUAGUAAGGGAGUAGGGUGCCAUUUGGGAUCAGAACAUUACGCAUGGAAUAAGACCUAUGAUGAGUUCAAUACGGGGGUCCGUGGCUCGUGCAGCCCCGCCCCCUCCUUUCAGGAGCCAAUAAAAAGCCAUUGUGGUUUCCCAGAUCCCAGUGUUGUUGUUACGAAAACAAGCUCAUACGGACACUUUAUUGUGCAACGAUCAUCUGAAGAGGAAUACGGAGAAACGGAUCGUUCCUAAACGUAUCGUUACCGGCAUGUAGGUCAAAUUCUGAAUCAUGUAGAGCCCCUGGGUGUUUGUAAGAAAGUGUUUUUCAUUUACAGAGGUGAUCCUAUAACAAUUGUAUACAAUGAAUGAGCCCAUUCACACUAUAGAGCUACGACGACAUCAUAUAACGCUACUGGCUUCAGUUGAACAUGUUUGACCUGAUGAAUUUAUACUGCAUUUUUGUUUGACAUUCGCAGCCAACCAGUGACAAUCAUGCAUAUUUUUGUGGCACAUUAAGACUGACAGACAUUGUAUUUAGAGAUGGGAUAGAAUAUGCAUGUGUGAAGCAGUGGAAUUAUGCCAGCUACUGCAGUAUACAUAUCUUGCAAAAACAUAUAUAUUUUUUCUUCAACAUUUUUUAAUCUAUUUUGGAUAAAAAUCAUGCAAUUUUUUUACAAAUGCUUUUUAAUGCUGUAAACGGUUUGUCGGCUACCUGUACAAUUUCACAGAUUAAAAUUAUUAUUAUUAUUUUAAA
This is a messenger RNA of Oncorhynchus keta (chum salmon), 2975 nucleotides long. RefSeq names its product frizzled class receptor 7a (gene fzd7a). Gene Ontology annotation, molecular function: Wnt receptor activity; Wnt-protein binding. Bases 454 to 2130 code for a protein of 558 amino acids. Gene Ontology annotation, biological process: non-canonical Wnt signaling pathway; canonical Wnt signaling pathway. The transcript has a single exon. The record is from RefSeq and is a predicted model, not a curated record. Gene Ontology annotation, cellular component: plasma membrane. NCBI's taxonomy places the organism in Eukaryota, Metazoa, Chordata, Actinopteri, Salmoniformes, Salmonidae.